This is a messenger RNA of Limulus polyphemus (Atlantic horseshoe crab), 2364 nucleotides long. RefSeq lists its product as uncharacterized. The record is from RefSeq and is a predicted model, not a curated record. The transcript is spliced from 7 exons. Gene Ontology annotation, biological process: proteolysis. The coding region runs from base 1 to 2364 and encodes 787 amino acids. Gene Ontology annotation, molecular function: serine-type endopeptidase activity. NCBI's taxonomy places the organism in Eukaryota, Metazoa, Arthropoda, Merostomata, Xiphosura, Limulidae.
AUGGUGUUCAAACUUUUGGCAGUAGUGGUCUUUUUGUUGAGCUGUCCGUCCAACGGACAAGAUUUUGACAAUGUAACCACUCCAGAAACGAACCUUCUUGCAGGUAUCAUCAACACGUUGACUAGCUCAUCUAACUCUAUUGGCUGUCCAGGGGAAUGUAUACACGCUCUGACGUCAUUUUUCUGUGACCGUGUUCUGGAGAAGAGCGAUUGUGGCGCCCCAUAUCUUCGGUGCUGUGUCCCUAAAAACUUUAAUCUAGGUACUCCAGUGGAAAUAUCGCCCCCUCUUGAGGUUGAAUCGGAAAUUGCCAUUCUUGAAUCUAAUGUUUCUCGUUUGCACAUUGCUACAAUAACGCCCCCUUCAGAUUAUCUGCUUGAAGAAUAUACUACGCAGUCGCCCUCGUCCUCGAAAAUAUCGUCAACAGCUUAUAGUACUUCAACAGCAAGUAGCACUAGCAUAAAAAAGCCAACAGAAGUUAUCAUUCACUCAUCAACAGUUACACCACUCAAAAUAAUGAUAAAACCAAAUGUGUCUUGUCCGGGAUUGUGCAUAGAUCGCACGUUCAUUCGCUAUUGUGGAAACAUUAUUAAAGAUGCUUUUUGUGCAGAUGAUAAAACUUGCUGUGCUUCGGAUGAUCGUAACACUACUCCCGGCUCCCUAACAACUACAUCUUCUUCAGCCCCCACCAUUACAAGACCACAGACCACCACCCCAUCUCAACCACUAUGUCCAGGUACAUGUGUAGCUCCGUUAUUUAGUCUCUUAUGUGACCAAGUAGUAUCAGGGUAUUUCUGUCAUAACAGUGGCCAGUGUUGCAUCUCUGCAUCACAACUCACCACAACUACUACCCCGCCCCCUAUUGGUCCAUGUCCAGGAACGUGUAUUCCUACUUUCCUCAGUGGAGUCUGUAACAAACCAGCGGAGCUUUUGCUGGAGACAACAGACUGUGCAAGUGGCACGAUUUGCUGUUUCAUAGUUCGUAAAGAUGAAGAUGGGCCAAGUCUAGAUCAGGUUUUACCUUCCUUGUUCAACCUACCACUGCUCCAGCGACCACCUCCGGUUAUACAGAAUCAAUAUCAGCGCCCAACUCGUCCUUCUACCUCGGGUGAUCAAAGCUCAGAACAGCCGUUGUUUUCAUCUCGACCAGUUGUACAGGGCCCUAACCAUUCUCAGUUUUCUCAUCCUCCGCCACAACAAUCUCGUCCAACCAUACCAAACUUUAACAGACCUCCACUUUCAAGACCACCUUCAAGCCAACAAUUUGACUAUCAGCCUUACAUUUCCCAAGGAAAUUCUGGUCAACCUACAGGGCAUUUACAUAAUCCAGUAUCUGGUGGUAGACCUUUAUGCCCAGGUCCCUGUGUUGCUAAAUUUUUGCGGUUUACAUGUUUUGGAAACAAUGUCAUCUACCCGGGAUUUGGUUGCUCCGAGGAGGACCAUGUCUGCUGCGCACCUGUUGUAGAUAUCAAACGUUACGAACAAAGUUUACAAUUUAAUGGAACUCCAGUAUUAGACACCACAACAUUGGCUCCUUCAACAAGUCUACCAACGAAGAAAUCAACAACUAGUAGACCUAAUCCAUAUGUGUGUGGCAUCAAAGGUACGAAACGUAGAGCAGGAGCACGUGUAGUUGGCGGUUUAGACUCGUCACCAGGGGAAUGGUGCUGGCAGGUGGCGCUGAUUAAUUCCCAAAACCAGUAUUUGUGUGGUGGAGCUUUGAUUGGUACGCAGUGGGUUCUAACAGCAGCUCAUUGUAUCAGCAAUCUAGUGAAGAAUGGGGACUACAUUUACGUGCGGGUAGGAGACUUUGACUUGAGUACUCCUUUAGGCAGUCCAGGAGCACAGACUCGCCGAGUAUACACCACGUACAUCCAUCAUAAUCACAACAGCCAAACACUGGAUAAUGACAUUGCUCUGCUGAAGCUGGAAAAACAAAUCGAAUUGAACAGUGAUGUUUGUUUUGUUUGUCUACCAGCUAGGGGAGUUAUUCGACAGCCAGGGAAACGGUGUACUGUAACUGGAUAUGGAUACCAAGGGGAAGCUGGUCCUAUCGCCCUCAAAGUUCGUGAGGCUGAAAUACCAAUCGUGGCUGACCAGGAAUGUACCGACAAGAUCAACGCAGUGACCGAAAAGCUUUUCGUAUUACCGGCUAGUAGCUUCUGUGCCGGUGGAGAGGAAGGGAACGAUGCUUGUCGGGGUGAUGGCGGCGGUCCCCUGGUGUGUGAAGUGGACGGUUAUUAUGAGCUGAGUGGACUGGUGUCGUGGGGAUUUGGGUGUGGACGCAAAGACGUGCCAGGAGUUUACGUAAAGGUUUCAUCCUUCAUUGGGUGGAUUAAUCAAAUCAUCAGUGUUAACAACAUUUAG